AUUUAUCACGGCCUAUCAAACACAAAAAAAAAAAAACCAACAGUCUCUCUCUAAACCAGCAGUCCAAAGGUUACCCCUUUCCAGUUUUUGCUGUUUUCGAGGUCAUUUCCUUGGCACUCUCUUCGGUACUCUCUCUCUCUCUCUCUUACUUUCUGGAUUUAUAGAUGGAUUAUCACAAAUUAUAGACCUUUGAUUGUCAUCCUGCACUCUAGGAACCAGAAAGAACACAGCUUUAGUGAAGGAAAAAGAAAAUUGAUUGCUGUUAAAUUAUGUGCGUGUCUGUGCGUGUUGGAGCGAGAGUUCAGCUGGGUAGACUACAGAAUAUUAUUGCAAAAUUUGGAUUGACAAGGUAAAUUAUGUGUCUCUGUGUGUGUUGGAGCGAGAGUUCAGCUGGGUAGACUACAGAAUAUUAUUGCAAAAUUUUGGAUUGACAAGGCAUAAAAGAUGACUACACUAGAUGCAGCUAGAGCCGAACUUGCUCUUGCAGUUCUGUACCUGAACAAGGCUGAGGCCAGAGACAAGAUAUGCAGGGCAAUACAGUAUGGUUCAAAAUUCUUGAGUAAUGGAGAACCUGGAACUGCCCAAAAUGUUGACAAAUCAACUAGCUUGGCAAGAAAAGUUUUUCGCCUUUUCAAGUUCAUCAAUGAUCUGCAUGGUCUUAUUAGUCCAACUGCUCCAGGAACUCCUCUUCCGCUUGUUCUGCUAGGAAAGUCCAAAAAUGCAUUGCUGUCAACAUUUCUGUUUCUUGAUCAAAUUGUCUGGCUCGGUAGAACAGGUAUCUAUAAGAACAAGGAACGUGCUGAUCUGAUUGGCCAGAUCUCUCUUUUCUGUUGGAUGGGAUCCUCAAUUUGUACCACUUUGGUUGAGCUUGGGGAGAUAGGAAGGAUUUCUGGACAACUUAAAAAGUUAGAGAAGGAUCUGAAGAACAGUGAGAAGUAUCAAAAUGAACAAUACCGUGCUAAACUCAAGAAGUCAAAUGAGAGAUCGCUGGCCCUGGUUAAAGCAGCAUUGGACACAGUGGUAGCAGUUGGGUUGCUUCAGUUGGCACCUAAGAAAGUUACUCCUCGUGUUACCGGAGCCUUGGGAUUUACUACUUCUCUGAUCUCAUGUUAUCAGUUGCUCCCAGCACCGGUGAAGUCCAAGGUACCCUAAAGAUCGAAGUCCUGUUUGCUCGUUGUGCAUCAGUGUCCGUAUUAUAAUUGUAGUAUUUGUUAGUGCAAACGUUUGAGCAAUUUGAACACCUUCACCAUUACUUCGUUAACGUCCAUAAUGCUCUGUGCAAUAGUAAUAAAUUAAAUAAUAUAUGUUUUUUCAUUUACAUGGAUAACGAAGUAGUCGUUUGACAAUUGUAUUUGCUGAAACCUCAGCAGCAUGCUUUCGUUAGGGUUUA
Messenger RNA from Malus domestica (apple), 1390 nucleotides. Lineage: Eukaryota; Viridiplantae; Streptophyta; Magnoliopsida; Rosales; Rosaceae. The record is from RefSeq and is a predicted model, not a curated record.